Molecule: messenger RNA, 805 nt
Organism: Bursaphelenchus xylophilus (pine wood nematode)
Lineage: Eukaryota; Metazoa; Nematoda; Chromadorea; Rhabditida; Aphelenchoididae
Source: the annotation of a GenBank genome assembly
AUGCCGCCCAAACCCGUGAAAGUUCAAACCUUUGCCUCUCCAAAGCAGGCUUUGAUUAUUGGCUGUGUAAGUUUAUUUUAGCAGAUAUUUCAAGAAAGCGGUGUUAUAAUGGCAAUGCAGCUUGAACUUUCAAUUUCAGUGUCACUACCUUGUCUGGGAGCUCUUUACCGACUUCAAAACAUUGGGAGUUCUUCUGUCGUUUGCCCUGAUUACCAGCAAACCGGAUGGCGCCUACUAUAGCCCUCGAUUUUUUCAGUUCAUUGCAAUCUAUAUUACGGUAAGUAUCAGUUUCCAAAUAGGAAAGGUUUCCGUCUACUGCUUUUUUUGCAAGUGGGCCGGAAUGUAAAAAUUAAACUUCCAGAUACCUUGUUUAGCUGUACACAGCUUUUUAUUUUAUGAUUCACAAAUUAAAUUUCAGCUUGGUCACAUUCUCACUCAACUGGACGCCGUUCUUCGAUGCAAGGAAAUUUAUGAAAAAGCCGCGGCCUCAAAAGAAGGAACUGCUGACCAAAUCAUCGAGCAACUCACGUUGUAUUUGCCAACGGAUCGCUAUCAUAUGGCUGCAAGAGUCUUGCAUUCGUUUGGCAUCAACUUGUCUCGACCAAUCAUCAAGGAGCUGAAAGCUAUAAUUGAUAUCAAAGUUGCUGCUGCUUGCUUUACCGCCUGUGCUCUGAACAUUCUGUUGCUCCUCACUAUUGUUUUUACAAGUUAUAUUGUGUUUGCGGAGGAGUUUAAAGAGACUGAGUCGCGGAAUAAGGCCAAUGAAUUGAUUCGUGACAAUAUGACGUUGAAAUUUAAUCAAUAA